CUGAGGCAAGUUUGGCACCCACUUGGAGAAUGGCUUGAUGGGAUCCAUCCAGUGUGAAAUGUUCAGCAUCAGAUGGACUCUUUACAGGCUCAGCUUUAUUCCCCCAUUGAGAUGGUGUUUGGGGAGCUGGAUAAAUCCUCUGGUAUUUGGACCCUGAGAAAUGCCCACAAGACGGCACGUUACUUACCACAGUAACCUGAGUGCUUCCAAAGGCUGGCUUCUGUAGCGCACAUGUGACCAAGGUUUUGCUCUUUAUUAUGACUGGAUUAAACAGUGGUGAUGGAAAAUAAAACCCCCUUCAGAAGAUCAAGUUCUCAAGUCCCAAGGGAAAUAGCACCAGGUUCAAUAAAUAAGAGAGGAUCCUGACUUGCAUUGUUCCAAAUGGAAGGUUCUCAACUUCGUGUGCACUUCAUGGGAUAAAAAAAAAAUGAUCCCCUUUGUAAAAAGAAACCCUGUCCGGUUUCCUAGCAAAGAGCUGCUUGCUGAGCCUCCCGGAUUAAUUGAUGACAAGCUGUUUGGUGACUAUGACUGCAAACAAUUGGUUUCAGAAAAGGAUUGUCACAUACCUAGCCAUUCCAUGGGGGACAUCCUAGCAAAUCCAUCAGACUCCUCUGGUUCUUCUUACCACACUGCUCUGUGCUCAGAGGGAACCGACAGCUUUAAGGACUGUGUGGAGUCUUUUGAAGAUGAUAUAGAUAGGCUGUUAACCAGCUCACCUGCUAAUGACCUGGUACCGGCAAGUCCUUCAGAACUGAGCUCUGCUGCUGUGAAAUAUUUCCUGGCCAGCCCUUCGGACAAUAAAGCUGAGCAACUCAGUGAGAGACCAGGUCUUUCUGAUAAAGCCUCACGUCCAUGGCCUGACCAAUGCAGCAAAGGAGAUGAUCACACAUCUGCUGCUGCAUCUACAGCUGGAACUCACUCAAUUUCCUGUGGAAGCCAGGCUUCAGGAGCCUUUUUAGCGGUCACAGCUAAGAGGCCACAGAGCCAGGCAAACAGCAUGCAUGCCCCAAGCCACCAAGUCUGCAGAGACCAAGGCUGCUACAGCGACAAGGAGAAUCAACAGGUUCAGAUGUCAGUCACGGCUAAGAAUAGCUCAGCUCCUGUGUACAGUGUCAGGAUGGGGCUAGUCACAAGAGAGCUGCAGCCUGGAGACACUGGGUCUAAAUAUUUGGAUCAUCCUUUGCCAUUUAAUUCGCAGAGAUCCGGGGGAAUGUUCCUCUGUGCCCGCCAGAUGAAGAAGCCCAGCCGAGUGCCUGUAAGUAGCAAACCAGCAUGUCCCCAGUAUUGCGCUGAAUUCUCAAGUGCUGUGAGUGACUCCGAUGAGGCUGAUAAUGAGGUUCAGAAGCUCACCGCUCUGUCAUUCCGGAGUCUCUCGUGUCCCCAUGGCAGUUACCUAGAUAUGUACAGUUCUAGCAACAGGACAUCGUCCAGCUUGUCCAAUUCCUUGUCAGAAGACAGUAAUGGAGUAAACAGGUGGUCAACAUGUCAUGAUCUGAGAAAAGCAGAGGUGCUCAACCCUGCAAAGGGCAACAGACAAUUCCCAACUGUCAGCCAAGCCCCUGAAAAAGAUCAGCUUAAUAACACAUGCAGGAAGGAGCAGUUUGAGUGUAUCGAUGUGGUGCUGGACAACGCUGACAGCAGACAGAGUCACUUCAAAAAAAGGACUGUUCCCAAACGUCAGAUCCAGCUCAAACAGAAGGACAGAAAAGACAUGAAUUUCCUUGCUAGGGGCGAGAGCACUGCCCAACAAGGUUUCUUACCACUUAGGAACGAGUCCUGUACAAAAGGCAGGAUCAUCAGUGAUGAAUUCAGGAUAAACUACAAACAGUUUAUGAGAACAGCGUCCUUAAAUGAUUCUUACAGCAAAACCCAGAUGGCUUCUUGCCUGGUGAAAAAUGUGCUGGCCAAGAAAAUGCAGUAUGAGCAAAAGAUUAAAAUGGAACAAAAAUCCAUGCAGGGCAGUUCCACCUCUUCAGCACCAUCCUCCGUAAGUACUGACCUCAUGGGGGAUUUUAUGGAACAGAAGUCAAGUUCUCUGUCCAAGUCUGACUGCAGCUAUUCAGGGGAAGAUAUGCAAAGUCAUUCAACAAGUGAAAAGUCAGAGUCUGUAGCAAUGAGUCAGGACAGCAUGGAUGUCCUACGGCCGACCAAGGGGGUAGUGUUGAACAAGCAGCUAAGAGAAAAUGUCUGUAAGCUGAAAAAGACAUUUAAUGAGCUCAAUGAACGAAUGAAGUACCAAGAUGUUCUGCAGUCCAAGAGACUUCCUAUCUUGGCAGAUGGUGUGAAUGAGGGGUCCAAGAACAACAAGAAACAGAUUGCUGGAAAGAGGAAAGAAUACCAGAAAGCUCGUGCCCUGUUUGAAUCCCAACAGGCUGAUCCAAAGGGAGUGGAUACCACCCCAUCAUUUUCUAAAAUACAAAAGCCAUGGCCAAACCUUAAGCAGCGAGCAAUCAAGCCAAAUAAGCAAAUGUCAUGGAAAAAGGAAAAGAGCCCCUUUGAGCCAGAAAGCCUUGCAGUACCCAGCAAGACAUCCAGAACCACCUUCACAUCCAAAACACAGGAGAUGAAGCUGAUGCCCCAGGCUAAAAAUGAGGAGAAGACACCGACUACCUCUAGGCACCUGACUCCAGAUGGAAGCUCUGAGGGGAAGGUGCCGGCAGCAGUGCACAGCAUCAAACAGUCAUCUCUCAUUUUGCCCACAUCUGGCAAACCGUGUGACGAUGGGAAGACCAGCUGCCCUGAAGCAUCACAUGUUGAGGAGACCAAGGAGACAAGAAGUAAAGGGAAGGGUCGAAUACAUCAGCCCAGGGAUGUCCGAAAAUUAGUUAAGAACACCUAUAGCUUGUGCUUUAAAUCUUCAGACAUUUCCCAAAUAGUCCAAUACCCCUGCGAAGAAACCAACAGUGAAGGCCUAGCAACAAAGGAGCCCACUGCAGCCUCCCCACUAUUUAUCCACUGCACCUCAAUACAACGUAAAGACGCUACACCAACAAUGAACCAGUCCCAUGGAAAAGACUCAGAUGUGUCGGUACAUUCUAUGCAAGAUCAGGGUGCAAGAGAGAAUCUGUAUGGUACCAGUUUGAACCCCACCAUCAAGCCACGUAUGAGCAUGCCUGUAAAAGUGAUAGAAAGCAAAGGGGUUGUGGCAGCUAAAUCUCCAAUGCACAUCACUAAAAUUCAGUCGAAGAAGAAGGUGGUGGCUGGGAAUGAAGAACCACAGCAAAAGACUGAAAACAAACCAGUGCCUUAUGAGAAGAGUGAGUUAAAUGUAACACAUUCUUCUGCAGCCACGAGGAAACCCCCCCAGAAGGAAUCCCAACUUAAUAUCAAAGUCAAGAGCUCUCUUUCAAAACAGCCACACAGAACAGAAGCUCCAAGUUACUCAGCUGUGGAGGGAAAGGCUGUGAAAGACUUCUCAUCACAAGCUAAUUUCAGCAUACUAGAAGACAGCAAAGAUUCUACUUCAGAGAGGACCCUUCCACCUUCAGCAUGUCCAAAAGAGGAAACCAAGAGACCCAGAGAUAGUCACAUCAACACAACUAUACCAGGUCAUUUACUGGAGGCUUACAGAAGCAAAAAGCCCCAUUUGUCAUUGCAGACACAUUCAUCCAAUGAGAUAAUUUCACUGACACCCUUGGAUAGUAAAGAUCUUUCUGCCAAUCCAGAAGAAAAAGGCAAGGUCUCUGAACUUGAACCAACCAAUGAAAGCCACAGAUAUCUACAGCCUGUAAAACCAACUGUGACAAGUGCCCUCCAAAGUUAUGCAAAUACUCCAAUAAAAAAUAAUUUUGUUAACAAUGCACUUCACCAGGAGACAGAGAGCAAAAUACUGGAUGCUCUCAAGCCACCAGGGAGCCAGGUAUUUGUUCCAGAGUAUGGCAUGUCCCCAGGGAGUGCCAAUACAAACACUCUCUAUAGAUCAAGAGAAUACAAUGAAGAAACCAGACCACCAAGCAGCCCAUCUGCUGAGCCACUACCACCAUCUGGAAAGCUCCAAGACAGUAGGGAUCAUUUAAGUAAACUGCAGGCAACAACUGAACAGUAUUUCACAGCUGCCCAGGCUGAGAAUGCAAACUACUUAGCAAUUCCCACGAAGGGCCAGAUGUCUGAACCAGCUCCUACACCCUCAGGGGUCUCCAACCCAGACAUUGCUUCAUUCAGUUCCAAUGUGUCCUUCCAGCCAGGCGGGGAAGCUUCAGCGAGCAAAAUGAGCAAUGAGCCUUCUCAGCCCAAAGCACCAGAGGGGAAGGCAGACACUGAUCAUUCCAAAUCCAGUCCCCCAAGUCACGUACAUCCCUAUCCUCGGCAUGACGAGUCACCCAACUUCAUGAGGAGAAGUGACAGCAGUUUCCCAUGUGGUAAAAGUGCUGCUAGUCCAACCAGGCCUUUUGCUCCACAUUCCCAUGUGCACAGAAAAAUGCUCGUUGAUCCAGACAGUGGGAAAUGUUACUACAUGGAACCACCCAGGCAGCCCCAGCUGAAGAUGCUCUAUGAUCCAGAGACAGGCCAGUACAUUGAAGUGUUGAUACCACCUGUCCCCUUGGCAUCACACAGUGGGCUUUACCAAUCUCCUUUCAACCCACUGGUCAUGAAUCCAGGGGUUUAUGGACCAUCUUACAUGCCAUAUUCAGGAUUUCCAGCAUUCCCCCUGCCACCUCCUCCUGUAGCUAUGCCACCUACCUACCCUGAUCUGCAAAAUCAACAGCCUGCUCAAGAAAGUACAAACUUCAAUGGAACUUUCAGCCAUGUUCCUAAAAGUGAAGCUCCACCACCUACCCAAGCCAGUGACUGCAGCUACAUGGAGAGUUUAUAUUAUAUUCCCACCGGAAUGAAUGCAAGUCCUAAUCCUAAUCAGCCCUUAUUCUCUCCGGCGACAAGUUCAAGUCCUUCUGUGCCAGAGAAAGGGUCCAUGCUCAGGAUGUGAGAUAUGAACAUGCAACAUAAUGAGAAUUCAACAAUGGGUUUCCAGAAGGCAUGUGUAUUGCACAUUUACUUUUGAUCACGUGUACUUUAAAAAAGAAGUCAUGUUUGCACCAGUCCGCAAGACAUGGUGAAAAAGAAAAUAAUUUUGCUCACCUUAUCCAGCUAUUUGGACUUCUGAAGUCAGUAAGAGGUAAUGGCACACCAAGGUUGCAUGGCACAUACCACUAUCUGUUAAUCCUAUUGGUCAUUUUCAAACUAAAUGUAACCAAUCCUGGGCAUCCUGGUGUUCAUGAAGUCAAGAGCAUUUUUGCAACUGACUUCAAAGAGGUCAGGAUUCAGCUGAACAGACUGUAGCUGCCAGUCUGGUGGUUGUUUUGCAGAGUAAACUACUCUAAUGCGGUGCCUGUUCCUGGGAGGUGCUGAACACCUUCAACCAGAAUUCUGCAUGAGUUGCACUGAGAGGGUUUGGAUCAGGCCCUAUUGUCGACUAGGAGCAGCCAUUUUAUCUUAAAUUAUGUUCCUGCUGUAUUCCCUGUUGGGUCCAGACUUGAAACAUGGAACUUCCCAGUAUUCAAAAUAUUACAAGUCUCAGACAAAGCCUUUUUUUUUUGGAAAAGUCCAUACAAUGGGGAAUGUACACAUUGUGGCUGGAAAGUCUACAGCCUUAUUUGUUUUGUUGUGUCAGGGAAAGAGUGUGCAUGUAAGGAAAGAUUAAACCACCUGAUGGUGUCAUGACACCAGCCUCUGAGUGGGGAGUUUUUAUGGGACUUGCGAAUAUAUCAUAUACAUUCUCAGAAAAAAAAGCCGUAUCCUAAAUACUACAGGAUCAGGAUAUGCUGUGGUAUCAGGAUAUACUGGCCUCAGCUUCUUCAGGUGCUCCUUGGGUGAAAUACAUUUCUGUGAUAGUGGGAAGGUGUAGACCAGAGCACCUCACAAGCCUUUCUGAAGUUUGGGCUUAUGCUGGAUUUAUGGAACCCUUAGAUUUCCUACCUUCCCACCACACCAGGGCACAUUUCACCCCCUGGACACUGCAAUUCUUUAUAAUAUUGGCUUGGCUUUGCCUUUUCUUACAGUACAUGAUCCUUUGUUUGACAAUUUUCCCCAGCAUUUUUUAACAUGAUUGUUUCCUUCACUUUCUUUGGAAUUUACAGUCUGCAAAAGCCCAGAACAACAAUUACCUGGUGCAGAGGUGGUUGUGUGGAGGACAGUACUGGAUGGCAAUAGUGACCCAACCCACCCAGUGUUGGGACAGAGGAGGGAAGAAUUUUCACGCACUCAGAAUUGAGAGAGUAAAUUGUACAAGGAAGGACAGGGGAGGACUCUAUGCUAGACCCCUAAGGGCCCAGUUCUGCAACCCUUAUUCAUGGGACUAGCCUUUGCUCACAUAAGGGGCCCCACUUCAUAUCAAGUGGCAUUGAAGAACUUUGCGUAAGCCAUGUAUGUUUUAGCUCAGUAAACCAAAACAGUGAUGCUCAGGCUGUAGUUUGUGAGCCAUCACCUGUGGAGAGCUCCCAGGUCACAGGCGGUGCCUACCUAGUGUACGUUUCUGCAGGUGUCAGACUGUUCAUUGCUAAGAAGCCCAAAUAGGUGGCUGGAAACAAGAAGGAACCAGCCUGAUUGCCUCCACUGGGGACCAUUGCCCUACCACAGGGGAGGAAACAGAAUCUGCCUGCAGGGACCAGAGCUGCCUGGGAGACUGCAGCUGCCAGAAGGAGCUGGAGCAGGAGGAAGUGAGGCAGACAGGCAGCUGGUAAUGGGAGGGACAGAAGAGAGCUGUCUGGCUGGGCAGCAUGUGCAAGAGAGCACGGGAGAAAGAGCAGAAAGGAUGGGGAGAGAUGAAGUGAAGCAGCACAGAGCAAAAGGGCAGAUUUGCCUCUGUAGAGGAAGGUGGGUGGGAUCAGCCUGUGAGCCCUGGACAGUCUGUACUGUCUGGCAUUCCCAUCUCACCUUGUCUUAGUGCUGCUGCUCCCAGGGCCUCUGGGCUGGUCAGACACUGUGAGUAGCAGGUCCUGUGUAGUGGCACUGCGCUCUUUUGAGUUGGUGUCUGGUCGAGGCAAAGAUGUUUUAAAAAAGGAGUGUGAAGGGCUGAGGGAUAACACUAAGAGAUAACCAACAGCAGAUGCUAAGGAUGACUGAACACUGAGCUAAGCAGAUUUCUAUCCCAUUCACCCUCUGUGUCCUAACAGAAACUAGCAUGGUGCUGCAAACAGAGCAAGAGAAUGGGAGUCAAGAGUCCUAUUGUUGUUCCCAUCUCUGUCACUGACUCACUGUGGGUGCAUCUACACAUGUCUCUAUGGCACCUUUGUUACUGCACCGUCAUUUAGUAUUUACUUCCUUUUGAAAGUACUAAAUGACAAUGCAGUAACAGCCCAUACUGUGUCAUGCAUGCCGCACUUGAGUUAUAUUUAGCUGCUACAUCGCCAUAGCAACAUGCUAUAACAAGGGAGUGCAUUGCUACGGCGAUGUAACUGCGGCGUCAUGGUUUGUGACCACCAAUGCUACGUCACCGUAGUGCAUUACUACAGCAACGUAGCGUCAUAUGUAGACGCACCCUGUGGGGCCCAGGGUGAGUCACUUAAGUGUGCCUCAAUUUUCCUUUAAGUAAAAUGAGGACAAUAUUACUCAUCUUUGCAAAGCACUUGCACAUUUACCCCUCGUAAAAAGUGCUUUUUAAAUACACUAAUUAUUUUUCCUCUUGGGUACAGAGGGCUACAGGGGCCACAACUACAUGAGACAUUGACUGUGUAGUUAUUACUGCACAGUCAUUUAAUAUUUGUAUAAACAAGUCCUAAAUGAUUGUGCAGUAACCUGCAUUACUGCGCGGUAGUGCCGAUGAAUGGCUUUAUCAUGGCACUGACUGCACAGUAGCUCAAGACUACUGCUCAGUAGCCUCGCAUCAUGAUUUCUGCCAUGCAACGCUACUGUGCAGUAGUUUCGGGCUAUCACACAGUCAGUGUCUUGUGUAGACGCGACUAAGGGGCCUUAUAGAGAAAGCGAGCCUAAAACAAAGGGGCUUUGGCCUGCUGCACAGAUUAAUAACAGCAACGAACCUUUCAGAAGUUCUUGCCCUCUUGGGAAUCCUCUUUGUAUUUCUGUAUGCCCUGAAAAUGCUCCAGGACAUCUCCUCUGAUGACAUCAUGAAUACCACACCUUGCCCAGGCUGCAAUGAGAUCUGUGGUAUUUGUGAGGACACAACUUCAUUUGUGAGGUAUUUUCCAAACCAAUGAGAUUUCAGGUAAGGGGAAUAAAGACUUAUGUGUAAAGGUAAAAUCAAACCCUGAUUCUCUGCUGAAUGUUUAUCAUGACCUAGCUAUGUCUGGGAAAAGGCACAGGUUUAUUUGAAAGUCAAUAGUAGGGACACAGGAGAGACAGAGAAGAGGUCUGGAGACCUUUCUAGGUACCAUGCAUAAUAUUUUUACAUCUACCACAAAGUUUUAUGGAAAGCAUAUUCCAGAAAAGCCCAGAUCAGGAACUCUCUCCAGCUAAGCCACCUUUACUUUUCUUUCUCUCACUGCUUAUCUUGGACAUUAGCAGAGGUAUAACCAGCUGGUACUGCACCCUGGGUGGUGGCAGUGCAUGGUGCAGAGGCCACAGCCAGAGGUUUGCUGCUCCAAGGAAUGGGGCUGUCAACUCCUUUUUUGGCUACCAACAUAUGUGUCAUGCAGCCAUUUAAACACCAUUUUUCAGUGCCAAAACAGGAGGGGCUGCUCUGUCCUCAACCGCUGAUACUCUGUGCUCCCUGGAGCUGGAGCCAGAGCCAGAUUCAGAGCUGGAACCACUGUAGGGAAUGUAUAAGAUGUAAGGGUGGCAGGGGGGUGCAUGGGGGUGAGGUGCCCCCCUACCUCCAUUCCAGUGGUUUCCCCCAGGACUCAUCCCCCACUUGCCUGCUCAGCAUUACACCAGUGAACCCUAGCCAGGGAGAAGUCUAAUCACUCUUCUCAAUUGCAUGUAUUCUGGAAAGCCUGAAAUGCAAUCUGAUUGGAAAACCAAGGUAAUCAAAGCAAAGGCCAGGGGGCAGAGAAAACUUUAGUCCCUCCUGCCCUUCAGAUAAUUGGAGAUGCCAUGCUGGAGCAAAGCAUACUUCCAUGAAUAUCACAUGCAAUAUCUGAUGUUUUAAGGAAGUUAUGCCUUCUCUAAUACACCUAAGCAUUUAUUCAGUGCUGUAUAUGAAGAGACAUAUCCUUUCUGACCCCACCAGACAGCACCAGCAGCAAGACCUUUCAUGGCCUGAGGGGCUUGUACUUUCUCUGUCUCUCUUAGACCAGAGAAAUUAAAGGCCAGUAAUGGUAAUACAGUGGUAAUACUGGGAACCCACAAAAGCUAGGAGACGCUGCCACAAAAAUCUUGACUCUUGUCCAUCACAAUGGGAUUUUUCAUUAAGUGAUCACAGAGCAAUGGGGGUGGGAGGCAAGCUGUUCAUUAGCUAGCUAGGGCAGGAUGCUCAAAUGCUACUGGCUGUCAUUAGCCCAACUCUUAUUCCCCAAGUUGCAAAACUCCUACCAACUUCCAAGGAGCAAAGUCACGCCAAUGCUGAGAAUUCCUGAGGGUCUCACCUUGUUUGGCAAGUGUAGGUUACAGAGCACGGCAGUAUAACCAGAAGAGCCACUAAUGGCCAGAACCUGCUGUCAGUUUUCCUGGGGAAUGAAUGGCCUGCAGGAUCUGCCCCUGAGUGCACUGCAUUUUUAUACCAAAGAGAAACUAGGUCUUCAUGGAGUCACUACUGGAGGAGUCAGGGAGGCAGUGGUCUUUCUUCAGAGGAUACAGAGGAGUUAAUCACAGCCCUUUGAAGAGUUUUAAAGGAAGGAUCAUCUUUUAGAGAACACCUGUCCUGGGCCCUGCAAUCGGAUCUCCCAGUGUGAUGGACUGUUGGGAGUAAAUUGCAUUACAAUAGCUUAGCCAUCAGUGGGAUCCUGCUCCACAGGUGCAAGAUCAGGACAUUACUGGGUCUAUGGCUUUAUCUCUAUUCAGAUUUCUACUAAAUGGUUUGUAUGGUGUGGAUGGUAAAAGCAUCUAUUUACUCAUCAGGUUUGGUUCUAAAAUGUGGUCAAUCGUGGUUGCCACACAAAAGCAAUUUGCUGUAUACAAAAGAGUGGUUUCUACAGCUAUGACAUACCACGCUUUUUCCUCCAGAGGAUACACACUCACUCACAUCCCUGCCCAACCAACUGGAAACAUAGCUUCAAAUGGAACCUGCUCGAAUUGUCCUUUUUUCCUGCCUGUAUCUGUGUUUCUUCCUAUGGUCUGGGAAAAUUCUGUGUAACGUUUGAGAAGUUUAAAAACCAAUAUAUUUUUUAAAUAGCAAUACAA
Messenger RNA from Alligator mississippiensis (American alligator), 10230 nucleotides. RefSeq lists its product as uncharacterized. The coding region runs from base 428 to 4924 and encodes 1498 amino acids. Lineage: Eukaryota; Metazoa; Chordata; Crocodylia; Alligatoridae. The transcript is spliced from 2 exons. The record is from RefSeq and is a predicted model, not a curated record.